Molecule: messenger RNA, 1272 nt
Organism: Schistocerca gregaria
Lineage: Eukaryota; Metazoa; Arthropoda; Insecta; Orthoptera; Acrididae
Product: serine/arginine repetitive matrix protein 2-like
Exons: 1
Source: RefSeq, a predicted model, not a curated record
AUGGCUUCUCUCAAUCAACCUUGUCCCGACGGAACUGGUGGGCCGUCGCGGAGUCACAACACCAACCAUUCAGGGGACGAGUCUGACACUCCGUGUCAAGACGAACUCCCAACACAAGGGCAGUCGGAGGCCCAUAGGCCAGAAGACCAUGACCCCGCGCUUAGCGAGCCAGAAUUGGAGCUCCGUACACCUCGUGCACGGAGCGCUAAGACUGCAGCAAGCGAGACGCUGGCACGGACGCUUGCAGACGCGAGUGAAAGUGACAGUGAGAAAGAACGGAAGGCAAAAGUGAGGAAGCAGAAGAAACACCUGCGAAAACUGCUCCGGCAGAGAUCGCUGAGUGCGGACGCUGUAACCGAUCUGAUGCCGCCACCCCGCCAGCCGGCGCCGAAAGCGGCACCUAAGGCGGGAGACAAGCCGAAACCGGCGCAGGUAGCCGGGCGCAAGCCCGGCGGCCCAGUCGGGGAAGGCGCAACGGGGAAGUCCGAACCGAAGGCGGAGACGAAGGCCUCGCGGCCAACGACACCGCCGGCGGGGAAGGCUGCGAGCGAGCCAAAGCUGGCGCAGGUAGCCGGGCAAAGACCCAGCGGCCCAGUCGGCACCGGCAAGCUCACCCAGACUCGCCCGGCGGGAGAGACGGCGGCCCCACGGCCGAAGUCUCAACUGCCGGAGACGGCGAAAAGUGUGCCGAAACCGGCGAAGGUAGCCGGGCAACUGCCCAGCGGCCCAGUCGGGGAAAGCGCCAGCAGUAGCCGCGCCUCUUCACCAAUGUCGGGUGCCGAGAGACGCAAGUCCCGGACACGACGGAAGAAGCGGAAACCGAACAAGCAGCCGGACUCGGCGCAGGUAGCCGGACAACAGCCUGGCGGCCCAGUCGAUGACGGCACGUCCCGAUACAAGGCAAGCCCAAGCGAUCUUGCGACCGUGAAGCUUAUCGCGACGCGGCUCGAGGACGUCCUGAAGCUCGUGGACGACUCUCUAAAACCGGGACAACUGGUCGAGGAGGGAAAUCUGGGGGACUUUAAGAGACAACUGAGAGCUAAGUUGUUUGAUUGGGCCAUGGCGCAGUCGGCCCUCACCGGAAGGGUGGAAGCCUUGGAGGAGGAGCUGGCGAGGACGAAGGCGGUGCCCACGGCGCCACCCAAGACCUUUGCACAAGUUGCCGCCGCUCCACCCAUACCAGAACGGAAAACGCAGGCGAUGAUAACCAAAGCCCUGACUGAGAAGGCAACGCUCUUCAUCAAGUCCAAGGGCAAUGAAACUGGCGCAGAA